UUUUCGUUUAUUUAAUUAAAGUGUCCCCUAGAAACUCAUUUGCACCAUUUCCAUGGCCUUAUCCUCAUUAUCCCCUUCCCCCUUACCAACACAUGUCGCUACUCAGUAUUCAACCAAGCUUUAUCUCUCUCAUUCCACCUCUUUCUCUUUCCCUGCUAUCCAAAAUCCUCAUCAUAUCACCACUUCUACUCACAAUAAAAAAUGGCGGACCAAUGUUUCUUUCUUCCCUGCUUUCUUCAACAAGACCAAAGAUGCUACACCCAUUAAACAGGAGCUUCUUGAGGCCAUUGUACCUCUUGAUCGUGGCGCUGAUGCCACUUCUCAAGACCAGCAAAUAAUUGAUCAGAUUGCUCGCAAACUUGAUGGUUGCAAUCCAACAAAGGAGCCCCUCAAGUCAAGUCUUCUGAAUGGAAAAUGGGAACUUAUAUACACUACAUCGAAGUCAAUUUUACAGAUUCAGAGACCGAAGAUUUUGAGAUCUAGAGUAAAUUACCAAGCAGUAAAUGUAGAUACACUUCGGGCUCAGAAUAUGGAAGGAUGGCCCUUCUUCAACCAGGUAUUCGGUUUGGAAUCAAUUUUCUUGUUUUAGACAUACCCAACUUCCUUAUUUAC
Molecule: messenger RNA, 612 nt
Organism: Capsicum annuum
Lineage: Eukaryota; Viridiplantae; Streptophyta; Magnoliopsida; Solanales; Solanaceae
Product: probable plastid-lipid-associated protein 4, chloroplastic
Exons: 3
Coding region: 53-589 (178 amino acids)
Source: RefSeq, a predicted model, not a curated record